AUGAGCGACAUCACUCACCCUACCAUUCAGGAUGGCUGGUUCUCCGAGCAGUCCGGCAUGUGGCCCGGUCAGGCUAUGAACCUCAAGGUUAACCAGAUCCUGCACCACGAGAAGUCCAAGUACCAGGAUGUCUUGGUUUUCGAGAGCAGCGACUACGGCACUGUCCUCGUCCUGGACAACGUUAUCCAGUGCACCGAGCGUGAUGAGUUCUCCUACCAGGAGAUGAUCACCCACCUGGCCAUGAACUCUCACCCUAACCCCAAGAAGGUUCUUGUCAUUGGUGGCGGUGACGGUGGUGUCCUCCGUGAGGUUGUCAAGCACGAGACUGUCGAGGAGGCCGUCCUGUGUGACAUCGAUGAGGCCGUCAUCCGUGUCUCCAAGAAGUACCUUCCUGGCAUGAGCAUCGGCUUCCAGCACCCCAACGCUAAGACCCACGUCGGUGAUGGCUUUGAGUUCCUCAAGAGCCACAAGAACGAGUUCGAUGUUAUCAUCACUGACAGCUCUGACCCCGAGGGCCCUGCCGAGAGCCUUUUCCAGAAGCCUUACUUUGAGCUUCUCCGCGAUGCCCUGCGUGACGGAGGUGUCAUCACCACCCAAGGUUCUGAGAACCAAUGGCUUCACCUUCCCCUGAUCGCCGACCUCAAGAAGUCCUGCAGCGAGGUCUUCCCUGUCGCCGAGUACGCCUACACCACCAUCCCCACCUACCCCUCCGGCCAGAUCGGCUUCAUGGUCUGCUGCAAGGACGCCACCCGCAACGUCAAGGAGCCCCUUCGCUCCUGGACUCGCGAGGAGGAGGAGCGUCACUGCCGCUACUACAAUGCCGACAUCCACCGUGCCAGCUUUGUGCUGCCCAACUUCGCUCGCAAGGCCCUUGCUUAA
This is a messenger RNA of Penicillium malachiteum, 879 nucleotides long. RefSeq names its product spermidine synthase. The transcript is spliced from 3 exons. Gene Ontology annotation, molecular function: spermidine synthase activity. Bases 1 to 879 code for a protein of 292 amino acids. NCBI's taxonomy places the organism in Eukaryota, Fungi, Ascomycota, Eurotiomycetes, Eurotiales, Aspergillaceae. Gene Ontology annotation, biological process: spermidine biosynthetic process. Gene Ontology annotation, cellular component: cytosol. The record is from RefSeq and is a predicted model, not a curated record.